This is a messenger RNA of Cyprinus carpio (common carp), 1972 nucleotides long. Its product is annotated as galactose-3-O-sulfotransferase 2. The record is from RefSeq and is a predicted model, not a curated record. Gene Ontology annotation, biological process: glycolipid biosynthetic process. Gene Ontology annotation, cellular component: membrane. NCBI's taxonomy places the organism in Eukaryota, Metazoa, Chordata, Actinopteri, Cypriniformes, Cyprinidae. Gene Ontology annotation, molecular function: galactosylceramide sulfotransferase activity.
AGCACUGACAGUCCAGCAGCUCAGUGGAGGCUAUGUUUGUGGAGAUGGGCCUGCGCUGGCUGUGGAGGCACCGGGUGAGUGCUUUACUGCUGGUGUUAGCGCUCGCACUGCUCCUCUCGCUCCUGGCCACACGCUCACUGCACACCAACAGAACCUAUGAUCUGAGACCUACAGCAGACAGAAGGAACCAGAGAAGAGUUGCUGAGAAACACACGUCACCUCUCACUCCAAACACACACCAUCAGCCCAAACACACACCGACAGCAAGAGCCGAGCGGCGGAGAGCACAUCCACCCGUGGUCUUCCUGAAGACACACCGGACCGGCAGCAGCACCGUGCAGAACAUCCUGUUUCGACUCGGAGAACGAGAGAGCGCCACCUUCGCCUUUCCCUCCCGCACGUUCCAGUUUAACUACCCAGACAGAUUCAGAGCGACAUUUGUGGACGAGCUGCCCGAGGGUUCAUCUCAGUUCGACUUGCUUUGCAGUCACAUGCGUCUGGACCUGAGGGAGGUGAGGAAGGUGAUGCCCCAGAAUGCUGUCUUCAUCACGCUCUUGCGAGACCCAAUCAAGACCUUUGAGUCAGUCUUUGGGUACUACACCUCCACUGUCCCAGCGUUCUUCACUGCACGCCGAGCCGCCACCAACGAAGGUAAAUCUGCACUCUCUGUGUUCCUGGACUCUCCGGAGAUCUUCUGGGACCCGAAGGAACCUGGGAAUGGUCUUGCCAAGAACCCAAUGAGCUUUGACAUGGGGCUCAACAACCAGAAGUGGAAUGGCUCAUGGCCGGAGGACUUGGCACAACUGGAGGAAGCGUUUCACCUGGUGAUGAUCGCCGAGCACUUCGACGAGUCCCUGGUUCUCCUGGGGGCUCUUCUCGGACUGAAGCAUGAGGAUUUGGCUUACCUUCGGCUCAAUGUUCGUGCCGGCAACAGCGUGACGGAGCUGGACGAGAACAUGCAGGCAAAAGUGCGAUCAUGGAACGUGCUGGACACUCUGCUCUAUGACUUCUUUGUGCAGGUGUUCUGGGAGAAGGCGGCUCAGUUCGGGAUGGAGAGGUUGAAAGCAGAAGUGGAACAGCUCAAGGCCUUUACGGAGGACGUACGACGGAAAUGUGUGUCCAGGACUGAGGUUCCUCCGAAAGAGCUGGAGGACUUGCUGCGCCCAUGGCAGACAGAGACAGCCACUAUUGUGGGAUAUGAGGUGCAGGGGAAUCUGUCGCUGCAGGAUCAGGGGUUCUGCAUUCGGAUGAUGCUUCCUGAGCUUCAGUAUCACUCGCACUUGUACUUCAAGCAGUAUGGUAGAGAUAUGAGAGCCGCUCCAGCUGACUGAAACCUUGGACCAGGUGGGACUCAAUGGUCUCAGGCCUGGUCUUGGCUAAUGGGACUCCAUCAACUCUUCACAGAACAAGUCUUCACAGAACAAGUCUGGUGGAGUUGAACUAAGAUGGAGCAUUGCACCAUCAAAAUGCAAGUCCUGGAUAAAACAAGACAGCAACACUCCUUCCCCAAACGGUGGUCUACAUCAGUGGUUCCCAACUUAUGUCCUGGAGAACCCCAAACAAUACACAUUUUGGAUGUUUCUCUCAUCUGACACAAUCAUUUCAGGUCUUGGAGAUUUUACUAACAAACUGAUGACAGUGAUGUCCAAUGAUCCUGCUCCUGGAGGGACAAUGUUCUGCAGAGUUUAGCUCCAACACAUCUGCCUUGAAGUUUCCAGUGAUCCUGAAGACAUUGAUUAGCUGGUUCAGGUGUUUUAUUAAAGUUGGGAGCUAAACCCAGGUCAGUGGCCCUCUAGAAGCAGGAUUGGACACCACUGGAUUAGGAAGACGUACAAAAUUUGCAGAGUUGAGGGUAAUUUAAGACAAGGAUUGGGAACCACUGGUCUACAUCGAUGACUUAAACAUGAAAGUGAUGGAGAAACAUAUCAACGUGCAUUUGCACAAAGAUCUGCAUUGCGAUAACUAUUGGUUA